Messenger RNA from Lotus japonicus, 1443 nucleotides. Its product is annotated as protein MULTIPOLAR SPINDLE 1. The record is from RefSeq and is a predicted model, not a curated record. Bases 14 to 1144 code for a protein of 376 amino acids. The transcript is spliced from 10 exons. Gene Ontology annotation, biological process: meiotic spindle organization; meiotic DNA double-strand break formation. Lineage: Eukaryota; Viridiplantae; Streptophyta; Magnoliopsida; Fabales; Fabaceae.
UCACCUGAAGGAAAUGGCAGAGAACGGAGGUGCCACCGCGAGCGAUGAAUCGCUGAAGAUAGCGAUAGCGGUGUCGCUUCUCCGAUCCAAGCUUCUGAGCAACACAAAGGAGCCUCGUUCGCUUUCUCCUUCGCAAUCCGACGCUCUUCUCCGGUGGAAGCGAAAGGCUAAGGAAAGAAAGCAAGAGAUUCUGAGACUCAGAGAAGAUCUGAAGGAAUCUCAAGAUGCUUCGCAGUGUGAUCUCUUCCCUGAGAGUGCUUCCUGCAAGUGCUAUUUCUUCGGAAAUUUGGGGGAAUUGAGCCCUAAUCGUCAAGGAAAUGGAUCUGAUAACAGAUUCAACGACGUCCUUCGCCGCAGAUUUCUAAGACAAGUGCGAUUUAAGGAAAGGAAGAGAAGAAUUGCUUCUUCUUCAUCUUCUUCGAGUCAGCAGCGGCUCUCUUCAGGUUUGAUUGAGGAGGAUGAAGCAGAGCAGCUUAGAGCCUCUGUUGAUUUUCUCGUGGAGCUUUGCGACUCUGUAUCACCUGUGGAUGAUUCCAAGUUUGGAAACCUGGCACAUCAAGCUGUAGACUUUAUAUUGGUUUCUUUGAAGAAUCUUCUAUCUAUAGGAAGGAACCUGGAACUUGUCGAAGGAAUUAUCAACAACCUAGUUACACAUUUGGUUAGGCAGAUGUGCAGGCUCUUGUCAGAAAAUGGCUCUCAACAAACUGGUGGCACCAAUGCUCGGUUUAGUAUUCAGCAUUUGAUCCGUAAACUUGGAAGUGAGCCCUAUAUUGGUCAGCGGGCUAUACUCUCAGUUUGCCAAAGAAUUUUGGUUCUAGCAGAACGUUUGCUUUUCUGUGAUCCUUUUGAUGAUGCCUUUCCUGACAUGCAUGAAUGUAUGUUCAUAAUGAUCCAGCUUAUUGAGUUCUUGGUGGCAGAUUACUUACUAGAUUGGUCAAAAGCUGAACAUUUUGACGACAUGCUUCUUGAAGAUUGGGUAACGUCAAUUAUCCAGGCAAGAAAAGCAUUGGAACUUCUGGAAAGCAGAAAUGGACUAUAUGUGCUCUAUAUAGACCGAGUCAUUGGGGAAUUGGCAAAACAAGUUGACGCAGUCUCAUCACUUCAGAAGCUUAAACCGGAUAUUUUUAAUUGCUUGUUUCGCUAAACAUUAAUUGAAUUGUAAGUAAUAUGCUGAUUUGUGGUCCAUAUAUGAAGCAUUGGUAUAGAUUGAAAUGUUGAAAAAUUGUGAUGUGUGAUAGUGGACCUUGAGUACAGUAGACGUACAUUACUGACCUUGAGAUUGAUACAUCUUGUAACCUGCUUACAGAACUCGAUUCCUGCUCAAGCUUCUAGAUUGCGUUAUGUCGGCAAAGUGAGUUAACUCAGCUCAUUCGAGUUGAUUAAAAAGUGAGCCAACUUAACUCGAUUGGCUGACAUCCCACAACCAAGAGUGUAUUUAUUUAC